Messenger RNA from Trichoderma gamsii, 258 nucleotides. RefSeq lists its product as hypothetical. NCBI's taxonomy places the organism in Eukaryota, Fungi, Ascomycota, Sordariomycetes, Hypocreales, Hypocreaceae. The record is from RefSeq and is a predicted model, not a curated record. Bases 1 to 258 code for a protein of 85 amino acids. The transcript has 2 exons.
AUGGGCGACCGUCCUUAUGCACGGCUGGACCAACACGCUUGUCAUAGCCUGAGCCGCACCAUACAAGUACUACUCACCCAUGCUACAUACAUUCAAUCCCCGACUUUGGUUACUCAUCUCACGCCCUCCCCAAUUGGGUCCAGAUCAGCGCAACGUUAUUGGUUGAGGUUGAGAGGCUCAGCCGACUUGUACCGCCACACGGGACUGAUGCUCUUGCCUCGUCUUUUUUUUACCGUUCGAGGUAAAUGGCUCAAUUAG